This is a messenger RNA of Cordyceps fumosorosea ARSEF 2679, 636 nucleotides long. RefSeq names its product splicing factor U2AF 35 kDa subunit. The record is from RefSeq and is a predicted model, not a curated record. The transcript is spliced from 2 exons. Gene Ontology annotation, molecular function: pre-mRNA 3'-splice site binding; metal ion binding. Lineage: Eukaryota; Fungi; Ascomycota; Sordariomycetes; Hypocreales; Cordycipitaceae. Gene Ontology annotation, biological process: mRNA splicing, via spliceosome. The coding region runs from base 1 to 636 and encodes 211 amino acids. Gene Ontology annotation, cellular component: spliceosomal complex; U2AF complex.
AUGGCCAACUUCCUGGCCUCCAUCUUCGGUACCGAGCAGGACAAGGUCAACUGCUCCUUCUACUUCAAGAUCGGCGCGUGCCGGCACGGCGACCGGUGCUCGCGCAAGCACGUCAAGCCGUCCUACAGCCAGACGAUCCUGAUGCCCAACCUGUACCAGAACCCGGCCUACGACCAGAAGAACGCGAACCGCAUGAACCCGUCGCAGCUGCAGAAUCACUUCGACGCCUUCUACGAGGACAUUUGGUGCGAGCUGUGCAAGUACGGCGAGCUAGAGGAGCUAGUUGUGUGUGACAAUAACAAUGAUCACCUCAUCGGCAACGUCUACGCUCGAUUCAAGUACGAGGACGCCGCGCAAAAGGCCUGCGACGAGCUCAACAGCCGGUGGUACGCCGGGCGGCCCAUCUACUGCGAGCUCAGUCCCGUGACGGACUUUCGCGAGGCCUGCUGCCGCCUCAACUCGGGCGAGGGCUGCAUGCGCGGCGGCUUCUGCAACUUCAUCCACCGCAAGAACCCGAGCGACGAGCUCGACCGCGACCUCACGCUGAGCACCAAGAAGUGGCUGCGCGCGCGCGGCCGCGACGAGAAGAGCGCGAGCCGCUCGCCCUCGCCCGAACCCACGAGGCGGCGGUGGUGA